GAGAGAAGAAAACGAAGAGGAGGUAGCUGUCGUUUUAGCAAACUCUACUACACUCGGUAGUUUCUCUCUUUCAUCUUCUUCCUCCUUCAAACAUCAAACUAAAUUAUGUUUUCUUUCACAACAUUCAUCCUCAUGAACAUUACCCAUACGCCAAUUUCUCAUUAACCCACUAAAUUUUUUUCGGAAAACCGGAAAAUUAAAUGGACCCUCCAUUUUUAAUCUCCCCAAUUUCCCCUUCCUCCUCUGGCGGCACCGAUUCCGACAUACCCGAUUCGUGGUACGGCAACAUCCAAUACCUACUCAACAUAUCCACAAUCGGCUUAGUCUUCUGCAUCUUUAUUUUCAUCUUCGUCAAGCUUCGCAGCGACCACCGCAGAAUCCCGGGUCCUACCGCUCUAAUUUCGAAGCUCCUUGCAGUUUGGCACGCUACCGGAAGGGAAAUCGCGCGUCACUGUGGAGCUGAUGCUGCCCAAUUUCUCAUAAUUGAAGGUGGUAGUUUCGGUGUUUUACUUAGUAUUUCUGUUCUGUCUAUUUUUUUUGUUCUGCCGUUGAAUCUUUAUGCGGGUACUGCCCGUCUUGAUGAUCAGUUUUCGAAGACUACGAUUAAUCAUAUCGAAAAGGGUUCGUGGUUUUUGUGGUUUCAUUUUGUUUUUGUUGUUGCUGCUGUUGUUAUUGUUCAUUUUGGGAUGAAUGUGAUUGAGGAGAGGUUGAAAGUUACUAGAUUUAGAGAUGGGAAUGGGAAUUUAAGUGACCCUAAUGUUGAUUCCACUGCCAUUUUUACGAUUAUGGUUCAGGGAUUACCAAGAAGUUUAGGCGAUGAUAGGAGUGUUUUACGCGAGUAUUUUCAGUAUAGGUAUCCCGGUAAGGUUUUUAAGGUUAUUGUGCCUAUGGAUUUGUGUGCUUUAGAUGAUUUAGCUAGUGUGUUGAUUCAGGUUAGAGAUGAGAUUGCUUGGUUGGUUGCGAAAAUAGAAUCUAGGCUUUUGCCAGAAGAGAAUGAGGAAGUUGGUGGACAGAGUUCUGUGGAGAGAUUAAGGGGUUUCAUGGUUUAUCUGUGGAAAAGAGCGAAAUACUUUUGGGAUCAGAUUAUGGAUAGAUUGGGUUGUACUGAUGAAGAGAAGUUGAGGAAGUUGCAAGAAUUUAGAGCAGAGCUCGAAGAGGAUUUGGCAGCUUAUAAAGAAGGUCAUGCACCGAGUGCUGGCGUUGCGUUUGUGAUUUUUAAAGAUGUUUAUACAGCUAAUAAAGCUGUUCAGGAUUUCCGGAAUGAAAGAAAGAGGCGUUUCGGUAAGUUCUUUUCCAUAAUGGAGCUGCGUUUGCAGAGGAACCAAUGGAAGGUUGAGAGAGCCCCGUUGGCAACGGAUAUUUACUGGAAUCAUCUCGGUUCCACAAAACUAUCCCUUAAAUUGCGGAGAUUGUUUGUGAAUACUUGCUUGCUGUUGAUGCUGUUAUUCUUUAGCUCUCCUCUUGCUGUCAUAACUGCUUUGACGAGUGCUGGUCGCAUUGUCGAUGUGGAAGCAAUGGAUAAUGCUCAAUCUUGGUUGGAUUGGCUGCAGAGUUCCAGCUGGUUUGCAUCUUUGAUCUUCCAGUUUCUUCCCAAUGUUAUUAUAUUUGUGAGCAUGUAUAUAGUAGUGCCGUCAGCUCUUUCUUACCUUUCCAAGUUUGAACGGCAUAUGACUAUGUCUGGGGAGCAUAGAGCUGCACUUCUAAAGAUGGUUUGCUUUUUCCUUGUAAACCUUAUUCUAUUGAGAGCUUUAGUUGAAUCUUCAUUAGAAAGUGCAAUCAUAAAGAUGGGUAGAUGUUAUCUGGAUGGAGAAGAUUGCAAAAGAAUCGAACAUUACAUGAGUGCUUCUUUCCUGUCAAGAUCUUGCCUUUCUUCUCUUGCGUUUCUAAUCACGAGCACCUUCUUGGGGAUAUCUUUUGAUUUACUGGCUCCAAUUCCUUGGAUAAAGAAUAAAAUCCAAAAAUUUCGGAAAAAUGACAUGCUUCAGCUAGUUCCAGAGCGAAGUGAAGAAUACCCGUUGGAAAAUCAGACAAUAGAGAAUCUUCAGAGACCGCUGAUGCAUGAUAAUCUUUUUGAAUCCCCAAGAACAAACGGAUUUGAACCACCGGGACAAGAUCUAUCUGAGUAUCCUAUCAGCAGAACCUCUCCCAUUCCGAAACAGAAAUUUGAUUUUGCACAAUAUUACGCAUUUAAUUUGACGAUAUUUGCCCUGACGUUGAUAUAUUCAUCAUAUGCUCCUCUUGUGGUGCCUGUCGGUGCAGUUUAUUUCGGGUAUAGGUAUGUGGUUGACAAGUAUAACUUUCUAUUCGUAUAUAGAGUCCGGGGGUUUCCGGCAGGCAAUGACGGGAGGUUGAUGGACACAGUAUUAUGUAUUAUACGGUUCUGCGUCGACUUGUUCCUCCUGUCGAUGCUUUUGUUCUUUUCGGUGCAAGGAGACUCCACGAAGUUGCAAGCGAUAUUUACACUGGGAUUGUUAGUAAUGUUUAAAUUAUUGCCUUCAGAUAAUGAUGGUUUUCAUCCAGCUCUUUUGGAAGGAAUCCAAACCAUUGAUAGUAUAGUAGAUGGUCCCACUGAUUAUGAAGUUUUCUCACAACCCAGGUUUGAUUGGGAUACAUAUAAUGCAUAAUUUGGAAUUCAUUAGUUUUCAGAAGUUAGUUGAUCUCUGUGCUCUUCUUAUAGGUUUCUGUAGCUAUUUCUUCUCAAUACACAUUUUCGACCUUUUUUUAUCUUAUUAGAAUUUGUAGUCAAAAUGUGUUUCUAUGAGAUUGUACAUCAAGGAAAGUUUCACUUCUUUCAUAGUUUGGUUUGCUGUAAUCCAUAUUUAAAGUUUGGU
This is a messenger RNA of Mercurialis annua (annual mercury), 2831 nucleotides long. RefSeq names its product CSC1-like protein At4g35870. Bases 201 to 2624 code for a protein of 807 amino acids. Gene Ontology annotation, cellular component: plasma membrane. The record is from RefSeq and is a predicted model, not a curated record. The transcript has a single exon. Lineage: Eukaryota; Viridiplantae; Streptophyta; Magnoliopsida; Malpighiales; Euphorbiaceae. Gene Ontology annotation, molecular function: calcium-activated cation channel activity.